AUGACACAUGCACAAUUAAAGGUCUUAUCGCAGCUCCUGGCAGAGUAUACAAAUGUGAAGAAAUUCGUGAUGGCUUUCUUCUUUUCGGUUACAACACCAUUUGGGAUCGGUAUUCGCAUAGCCUUGUCGAGCGUUUACAUGAUCAAUAGUCCAACCGCAUUAAUCACUGGCGGGCUACUCAAUGGAUGCUAUGCGGGACUGCUCAUUUACAUGGCGCUCGUAGACCUUCUAGCCGCAGAGUUUAUGGGAUUAAUGCUCCAAGGAAGUGUCAAGCUUCAGCUUAUUUGUUUUGGCUCUGCGUUGCUCGGUUGUUGUGGGAUGUCAGUCCUCGCCAAGUGGGCUUAA
Messenger RNA from Eruca vesicaria subsp. sativa (arugula), 345 nucleotides. The record is from the annotation of a GenBank genome assembly. Lineage: Eukaryota; Viridiplantae; Streptophyta; Magnoliopsida; Brassicales; Brassicaceae.